AUGAUCUCGCGCCUGGAGCUGGCCACGGGGCGCGGUGGGGCCGCGCUCGGGCGGGCGUGGCGUGGGCCGCCAGGCUACCGCGGCUUUAGCAUCAUGGAGCGCUACCGGCGCCUGCGGCCGGCCCCGGAGGAGGCCGGCCCCGCGCCCUGGGCUACGCCGCCGGAGUUCGCUGGCGGCGGCGACGGGCUGGAGGAGGCACACGCGCCGUCCGCCUCCUCGUCCUCCGCGCCGCGGGCGGCAGCGGGCGACGGGAACCUCGCCGGGCCUCCGCGCAGGCCGCCAUCCUACGCGCGCGCGGCGGUUCCCAUGGAGGCGCGGGUGCGCACCUGGGAGCCGCCCGUGCAGCCCUCGGACCCGCGCUCCCUGGUGGUGGGGCUGGCGGGCCCCCCUAACGCGGGCAAGUCGUCGCUCCUGAACGCGAUCCUGGACGCCCCGAUCAGCGCCGUCUCGCCGAAGGUCAAUACGACUCGCGACGGAGUCAGGGGGAUCAAGACCAUGGGCACGGCCCAGCUGGUGUUCCUGGACGCGCCGGGGAUCGUCCCCUCACACCAGCGCGUGCAGAAUCGUGAGCUGGUCUCGAAGGCUUGGAUGGGUUACCAGGAGUGCGACUUGUGCGUUCUGGUCAUCGACUCCGUGAAGCGCCCGGACCAGCAGAUCUUCGACGUGGUUCGCAGGAUCUGCCCUAGGGAGGAGCUCGGGGAGGUCGAGCUCAGGCGCCGGCUGGAGCUCGUGGAGGAGGCCCGUGCCGCCCACGGGGCUGAUCGCUCGGACUGGCUGCCGCCCGGGUCCGCCAGCCGCGGCGGCGGGCGCUCAGCGGCGGGUGGGAACAGGCCCCCGGUGACGCUGGUGCUGAACAAGAUCGACCAGGUGUCCGAGUUCAGGUGGCUGAAGUCGCGAGAGAGCGAGUUUCUGGCGCACGGCCAGUUCGACCAGAUCUUCUACGUGUCCGCGAAGAGGGGCCAGGGCAUCCAGAAGCUGCUCGAGCACCUCAGGAGCAGGGCGCAGCCGCGAUCCUGGGUAUACCCGGUCGAUAUGAAAACAACGUUGGCCCACACGGAGCAGAUCAAGCACAUGGUCAACACGCAUUUGUACAAGUGGUUCAACAAGGACGUUCCGUACAAGAUUGAGCAGCAAACAGUCGGUUGGACUCCUCGUUUGGACGGGACCUUGCUCGUGGAGCACGAGCUCAUUGUCAAGGAUUCGAUUGUCGCGCGCAUGAUCCUGGGCGUUCGCAACACGAUCGUCGCGCGUUUGCGAGAUCAGGUCAGUCACAAGUUGUGCAAGCUGUGGGAUAUGCAGGUCGAGGUGCGAAUCUGGGUAAGGCCCUUGCAGCAGCGGCUGAGUGCGGCCGUCUGCAUCGUCAUGUCUGCAGCCAAGGCCAGCAGCCUGGGACUCACUCCCUUGGCGACCAUCCGGUCCUUCGCGGCCGCAGGCGUGGACCCCAAGGUGAUGGGCCUGGGCCCUGUACCCGCCACCCAGAGGUGCCUUGCCAAGGCUGGGUGGACUGUUGCAGACCUCGACCUCGUGGAGGCCAACGAGGCCUUCGCCGCCCAGGCCCUGGGGGUGAACAGGACGUUGCAGAUUCCGCCUGAGAAGCUCAACGUGAACGGAGGGGCGAUCGCCAUCGGCCACCCUAUUGGCGCGUCGGGUUGCCGUAUCGUCGUGGACCUGCUGUACGAGAUGCGCCGCCGCAACGCCUCCCGCGGCCUCGCGACGCUGUGUAUCGGCGGAGGGCAGGGCGUGGCUAUGGCCUUCGAGCGCUCCCCGGGCAGCAGGCUGUAG
This is a messenger RNA of Prorocentrum cordatum, 1782 nucleotides long. Lineage: Eukaryota; Dinophyceae; Prorocentrales; Prorocentraceae. The record is from the annotation of a GenBank genome assembly.